This is a messenger RNA of Hemiscyllium ocellatum (epaulette shark), 1032 nucleotides long. Its product is annotated as trace amine-associated receptor 1-like. Gene Ontology annotation, biological process: adenylate cyclase-activating adrenergic receptor signaling pathway. Bases 1 to 1032 code for a protein of 343 amino acids. Gene Ontology annotation, molecular function: trace-amine receptor activity. The transcript has a single exon. Gene Ontology annotation, cellular component: membrane. The record is from RefSeq and is a predicted model, not a curated record. NCBI's taxonomy places the organism in Eukaryota, Metazoa, Chordata, Chondrichthyes, Orectolobiformes, Hemiscylliidae.
AUGAAUUCUAGCCUCAGGAGCACAGAAACGGUUGAAUAUUGCUACAGUUUUGUGGACCAGUCUUGCAUGAAAGCCAACCGAUCAAAUGGCCUCCGAGUAUCCCUUUAUCUGUUUGGUGUGGUGGCAAUUCUGGUGACAGUAGUUGGUAAUAUGUUGGUGAUCAUUUCAAUCUCGCAUUUCAAAAAACUCCACACACCCACUAAUUAUCUAAUUCUUUCGCUGGCAGUUGCGGAUUUUCUGCUUGGAUGUAUGGUUAUGCCGUACAGUUUGGUGAGAUCUAUAGAAAACUGUUGGUACUUAGGGGAAAUGUUUUGCAAACUUCAAUCAAGCUUUGAUUUUAUGCUUUGUGCAGCAUCAAUAUUCCACCUGUGCUUUAUCUCUAUUGAUCGAUAUUAUGCAGUAUGUGACCCGCUGAAAUACAAGACCAGAAUCACACUUCAAAUUGUCCUCAUGAUGAUCUUCACCAGUUGGAUUCUUUCAGCAUUUGUCGGUUUUGGCAUGAUAUGUUUUGAACUGAAUUUAAUUGAAAUUAGGGAUUUCUAUUACCGUCAAAUUUAUUGCUAUGGUGGCUGUAUAUUGCUGAUGGGGAAAUUCUGUUCAGUGAUUUAUUCACUAAUUUCUUUUUACCUCCCAGGAUUUAUAAUGCUGUGUAUUUAUACAAAGAUUUACUUUGUAGCUACAAAACAAGCUCGAGCCAUUAAUGACAUUGCAAGGCAAACCCAAACUAUCAAAGACAGUAAAAACAUAAGUUCCCAGACAAGUGAAAGAAAAGCUGCAAAAACUCUUGGAAUAGUGAUGGGUGUAUUUUUAAUUUGCUGGUCUCCAUAUUUCACUUCUAAUUUCAUAGACCCUUUCAUUGAACACUCAACCCCGCGCAUUAUGUUUGAUCUCUUUUUUUGGUUUGGGUAUUUAAAUUCUGCAUUUAACCCAGUGAUCUAUGCAUUUUUUUAUUCUUGGUUCAGAAAAGCCCUAAAAAAUAUGUUAACCUUUAAAAUAUUUACAACUGAUUCCUCAAGAAUAAAUCUAUUUUGA